CGCUUCUGUCUCUCGCCCCUACAUCUUCACCCAUCUUCCACCCUUCACCAUCUCUCCCCUAUCUCUGAUCACCCAUCACCUCACUACCUCCACCUUUCUAUCUCCCCCAUCACCGAUGGUGUGGUGUCUUUAGUAUGCUGACCAACAAAAGCGCCACCCGUCUGGCUCCUCUCCUUCUCCGGACUGGCCAGCGUGCUGCGUUCCAUCGAGCCGCGCGCUUCCCUAGACACACCCCUGCGAUCGCAAUCUUGGUGCCGAGAAGACGAAUCUCCACCGAGACUUCCACCACGCACGGCACCGAUGGACCACCACCCGGUUUCAACAUCGAGCAGGCCAAGAAACCGCUCUCCAAAGACGCCGCAGAGAAGCAAGCAUCAAAGAAGGAGGCGUCUUCAAAGUCAUCAUCAGAGCAAAAGUCACAACCGGAUGUGAACAUCCCCGUCGCCGAGCCAAGUGUUCAAGCGCCGACCAAAGCCUCCGAAUCCCGCUCUCUCUCCGAACUAGCGUCUGAAAAAGCCGCGACCGAGUCGCAGGAAAAGAAGGAGCUGGAGAAGAAAGAGGCAAAGAAGAAGCUCACGCUCUGGCAGAAGGUGAAGCAUGAACUCCAACACUACUGGGAUGGCACGAAGCUUCUCGCCACCGAAGUCCGCAUCUCAUCUCGCCUUGCGCUCAAGAUGUCUGCUGGCUACGAGUUGACGCGUAGGGAGCAUCGACAGCUUCAUCGCACCGUCCAGGAUCUCGGCCGUCUGGUUCCCUUUUCGGUGUUUCUGAUAGUGCCCUUCGCCGAACUGCUGCUGCCCGUCGCCCUCAAACUCUUCCCCAACUUACUCCCGAGCACGUACGAGGGUGCCAAGAGCAAGGAGGCCAAAGCCACCCGCCUGAGAAUGAAUCGCAAAGAAGUCAGCAACUUCCUGCGAAGUACGCUGCGGGAGUCUGGUAUUCCCAUCUCGGCUGCGAACGCGCAGAAGGAGGAGUUCACGGAGUUCUUCCGAAAGGUGCGAGCAACGGGAGAGUCCCCGACCAAGUCCGACGUGGUCAAGGUGUGCAAGCUGUUCAAGGAUGAUCUCACCCUGGACAACCUGUCCCGGCCUCAACUCGUCGGCAUUUGUACCUACAUGAACCUUUCCACCUUCGGCACCGACACCAUGCUCCGGUAUCAGGUCCGGCAUCGCAUGCGACAAAUCAAGCGCGACGACAAAGCCAUUGCCUUUGAAGGCGUCGACUCUCUCUCCGUCCCCGAACUGCAAACCGCCUGUGCCUCACGGGGCUUGCGAACCCACGGCAUGAGCCCGGGUAGACUCCGGGACGACCUUCAACUCUGGCUUGACUUGCGUCUCAAAUAUGGCGUGCCUAGCACGCUGCUCGUCCUCAGCAACGCCUUCAUGUACGCCCAGGGCAAGGAGACGGAAUUUGACAGCCAGAUCGAUGCGCUCCAAGCCGUCCUCUCCAGCAUCCCCGAGGAACUUUUCCACGAAAUCGAGCUGGAAGUGCACAACGCCGAGGGUGCGGCAACGAACAGACAGCGCUUGGAGGUGUUGCGCGAGCAGCAGGAGCUGAUUACGGAGGAGAGCGAGCAGAGCCAAAGCGGAUCGAGCGUGUCGGAUAUCGAAGACAUUGACGAGAAGGAGGAGGACCGGAGGCAAGAGGCUGCUCUGGCGAAGGAGUCUGCGCAGGAGCAGGGCGAUGCCGCCGUGGCCAUGGAGUCCGAGAACCAGGCUGCUACGGGCGAGGAUGAGGAUGCAAAGAUGAAGGUUGAGGAGCCGCGCGAGGCGGAGCGGGAGCAGGAUCUUUCCGAGCCGCCUAAGAAGGAGGGCGAGCGGUAAUGGAGUGGUUGACGUUGCGCUGUGCGCGGGAUCAAAUUGUCCAGGAUAGAGGAGUUUCUACGGGAAAUGCAGCACCGGGAUGGAGCCUUGGGGACAAUAGAUGCAUAUCAGGGAAGGAGGGCGUUUUCAUUUGUUGCGCCGCCCACCGCUACUCGCGGGAGUCAAGAAGGGGUAGGAAGCACCCCUCUGUAUCGCUACUCAGAUACCAACUCAUCAAACAAUUCAAUGACUGCAGAGAGUUGAGGAGCUUCUCAUUUUUAAACAGUGGAAUUAGCGUCCCUCGAUUCAACGGUAACGAUCAGGCUAACUAAACGGCCAGCCUUGCCUAAACUGGACUUACCGGAAGAGCGGUUUCAAUGCACACAAUCACCUGUUAGA
Molecule: messenger RNA, 2201 nt
Organism: Neohortaea acidophila
Lineage: Eukaryota; Fungi; Ascomycota; Dothideomycetes; Mycosphaerellales; Teratosphaeriaceae
Product: LETM1-like protein-domain-containing protein
Exons: 2
Coding region: 135-1823 (562 amino acids)
Biological process (GO): intracellular monoatomic cation homeostasis
Cellular component (GO): mitochondrial inner membrane
Molecular function (GO): ribosome binding
Source: RefSeq, a predicted model, not a curated record